Messenger RNA from Dendroctonus ponderosae (mountain pine beetle), 668 nucleotides. RefSeq names its product cuticle protein 38-like. NCBI's taxonomy places the organism in Eukaryota, Metazoa, Arthropoda, Insecta, Coleoptera, Curculionidae. The record is from RefSeq and is a predicted model, not a curated record. Bases 72 to 596 code for a protein of 174 amino acids. The transcript has a single exon.
CCAUCAAUCUUUUUCCGGCCAUCAGUCGAAGUCAGUCAGUCCUCACACGUCCAACACAGACCUAAACGAAAAUGUUCAAACUGGUGGUGUUGUUCGCAUUAGUGGCAGUAGCUGUUUCUAAGCCUCAUGGAGCUGCAGUCGCUCUACCACUCAUCGCUCAGACCUACGUGGCGUCAGCUCCAGUCAGCUAUGUAGCUGCUCCGGUAGUUGCUCAUACCUACAUAGCUCCAGCUGCAGUCAGCAGCACUUAUAGAGAAGAUAUCAUCAGCAAACCGGCAGCCGUUGUAGCUCCAGUUGAGGUCAAAGAAGAGCUCAUCAGCGAGCCCGUUGUGGUUGAAGCUAAAGCAGCCCUCGCUGAGCCAACCACAGUUGCUCCGGUUGAAACUACCACUGAAGAGGUCAAAGCCAAGGCAGCGGAAGUUGAAGCUUUGGAAGUUGAAGCUGUAGCCGCCCCAGCUGCUGUAAGCAGCACCUACAGGGAAGACAUCAUCAGUAAACCUGCAGUGGUGGCCUACUCGCUUCCAGUGGUGCAAAAGACCAUCGCCUAUGCAGCUCCAGUGGCGUACCACGCAGUUCCAGCCUACCAGGCAUGGUGAGAGGAGGACUGACUUCUACUUAGGUUGUUUUGUGUAGGAUCAAGUUUAAUAAACGUACUGUACAUUUGGGAA